Sabethes cyaneus is the source of this 3254-nucleotide messenger RNA. Its product is annotated as protein SERAC1. The transcript is spliced from 5 exons. Bases 725 to 3193 code for a protein of 822 amino acids. The record is from RefSeq and is a predicted model, not a curated record. Lineage: Eukaryota; Metazoa; Arthropoda; Insecta; Diptera; Culicidae.
UUCUGUGCCACAAAAGCAGUCCAUCAAAACAAGUAGUUUUUCUUAAAAUAGCUUACUGCAGUUUGGAGAUAGUUGAAUUGAUCAACAACAACAAGCUGUUUAUGGAUUUUAAGCAUGAUAAAUAAUAGUUUUUGUAAACAACCUCACAAGAAGUAGUGCAUUAAAUAAUAAGUUGGCAGAAAAACUUCUCGUAUUUGGUAAACAGCGCCACCAAAUCCUGCCCAAUAAGAAGAAGGUGAAAACGUGUUUAUCUGAUCUGCUGAUGUCUCGGUCAUCACUAGUGGUCUCGCUCUGCCAACCGCUCGAUCGCAAAGGAGAGACCGAAAGGCACGGAUGUCGCAACAACACUACGUGUGAAUGGUGAAUGCGAUGAUGAAUGGAUUUUCAUCUGAUGAUUUUGCUUGUUUACAUCAUUUUCCCACAUCGUUCGAUAUAGUUGAAUGUACCUAAACGACAAGCCUCCUAAGUUUUGCGAUUUUUUUUCCUGUGAGAUUAAAAUUUUGGCAGCGAAUUUUCCCGCAGUCUUCAGCGGAAAACGUCAGUGAGUAGAAGUGUUUUUUAGAGGCGGAACAAAAAUAGCGCUGAAGAGCUAGUGAAUUAUAGUGCUAAAGAUUAGCGAAGCUCUUUGUUCGUUUGAACGAAAAAAUGGUCGUGAUUCUAUAGACUACAAAACUAAAAACUGAAAUUGGUUUUUGAGACGUUAUGCAAAUUUUUAGUGGCAAUUAUGUACAGUGAGUACAAAAAGUACAGCAAAUUUUGCUUUGGUGGCGGAAUAGUUUCGCUACUUGGCCUUGUCGGUUAUGAAGCCUACCGCAUGCACGCGGCGCUGAGUAGUUUAAUCGACACCCGAGUUCUGGACAUCGACCGGAAGCGGCCGGAUUACAUCUACAUCAAGCAUCACAUCUAUCGGCAGUCCCUGCUGGAACAGCUGGAACAGGAGCAGCAGAACAGUAAGCUGGUCAAUGUGGUUGUUCAUCCUUUCGGCAAGUGGUGGAAGGCGCUGAAGCAUUCGGUUGCCUGGCGCCUACUGCGAAUCGCCCAGAAGGGCGAGCAAAGCGAGCGGCUGAAGGCGAUCAAGCAGUUGGCUUUGAUUGAUCAUUUGAAAGAUUGGGAUUUUCAGCAUUUGGCUCAACUUUGUGAUGCCCAAACGGCGGUUUCUCUAGCGCGGUCGAACUGUGAUUCACGUUGGUUUCUACCACCACGCCAGUAUGGGGUGGAGAAGGAAAUUCACGAUGUACUGGCCGGAAUCAAGGGUCUAAUCGAAAAGUUGAUUCCGGAUCGGUGCGCAGCAUACGUGCUGGAGCAUACAUUUGCUGCCCAUCACAUCAAGGAACCCGUGGGAGACGACGGUAUCGACUAUCGGCUAAGUCUUUCCCGAUUUGAGCAAGAACUGCUGAAGCAAGCACUGAGUGCGUUGGUUCAUUUAACCAUUGCAAAGGAAAACUGUCUGAAAAUCAUUGACGCUGGUGGUUUGCUGGCGCUGAUUGAAGCGGAAAAAAUAUUUAAAGAUAACAUUGACGUGAAGCUGAUCAUCUCCCGGAUCAUUGCUAACCUGUCGGUUUGCGGUGAUCGAGCUUAUGACUUUUUCGCGAGUGGCUGGAUUAGCAUAUUGUCUCGCUGGCAGAAGGACGUUGACAUGCGAAUGCAGGUGACGACUGAUUUGACCCUUUCGAACCUCGAUCGAGAUGAUCCGAACGGCUUUAGCUACGAGUCGAACGUCUAUCCGCUCUAUCCGAAAGGUCGCAGGAAACGAAAGCCCGAUGUGGAUGUGGUUUUUAUUCAUGGCCUGCUAGGAGGAGUAUUUGUUACGUGGCGUCAGAAGGAUUUGAAGCCGCAAGCGGCUAGUCUUCUAGGUAAGAAACAUUCAUCCGUAAAUCUAGUGUCUUCCAAUGAAAAGCACGCCAAAGUAUCGGCUAUCAACUCGCCAACAACCACGAAUCCGAAGUCAUCCGAAGGAGGUGAUAAAUUCCCUCGCCGGUUCAUCCGCUUGUUUCGUUGGUCUGCGAAAAAAUCAUCCUUUGAUGAAGGCAACCAAGAACAGCAGCAGCAGCUGCUGCCUGCAGAGGAUAACGCAGAAGAAGGCAUUGCCCCGUACAAGGACGAGCUGCUGACCCUGCAGCCAACGCCGCCGAAGCGGCACCCGUCGAUCAGUGACACCGCCACCCAGGAGCUCAUUCAAGCCCUGCAGGAGGACGAACCGCUCAGCUCGGAAUGGUCGGUCGUUUUUCCCGAUCUGCCGCUGGUGGCAGACGAGAAGUAUACCAGUCCACGGGUGCGCAACACCGAAGGCCGCUACAGUGUGUCCGGCGAGCAGUGGUUGCGUGAGCCACUCGGGGACGAGUCCGUAGGCCGCUCGUUCUGCUGGCCAAUGGAGUGGCUGCCGAAGGAUUUUCCCAACAUUCGAGUCAUCGGACUGAACUACGAUUCCUCGCUGUCCCAGUGGUCCGCUAGUGGUUGUCCGUGUGAAAAGUACGACGGUAAGCUGGAGAAGCGAGCAAUGGAAUUCCUGAAAAAGCUAGCCAAUUCGAACGUCGGUCAGGAUCGACCCGUGGUUUGGGUUGGCCAUUCGAUGGGUGGUCUACUAGUCAAAAGCAUCAUCGUACAGGCUGCCAGCAGUGACGAUCCAGCCGUUCGUCGAAUCGCUCACAAUUCUCGUGCCAUAAUGUUUCUCGGAACGCCCCAUCGGGGCAGUUCUGUAGCCAAACUGAAACAACACACAUCCGCGCUGGUUUGGCCGUCAGUCGAGGUCCGCGAACUGGAGGAAAACUCCAAACAACUGUUACAUUUGAACAAAACUUUCCUCAAAACAAUUACGGGUUUCCGUCGGAAACCGGAGAUUGUGAGCAUCUGCGAAGGACGGCCCACGGUGCUGACUUCGUUCAAGCUGACCUUUCACAUCGUUCCGGAGCGUUCCGCUCGGAUCGACGAAGGGGACUUCUAUCUGACCGGAGACGAUCACCUCAAUCUCAGCAAACCGGUCUGCCGGCAGUCAUUCCUGUACCAAAGACUGAUCGGAGCGAUCUGGUGUGCCACGCAGUCCGCCAACGAGUGCGGCAGCGAAACGGACGAGCGCGAAGAGAAGCUUCUGGACGAGAAAGGUCAUGACAACGGUAAGAAAGCACACAAUACGGUGUUCAACGAUGUGUACAGGCGGUUGAAACAGAUGGACAAGAUGUUCAAUAUUUUUCUCUAGGUGACAUAUUUCGCUGGUAACUUUUACUGUUGAUUUUACCUAUAUUUAUUGCAAUUUAAUG